UGGACAAGUAAGAAUGGCUGUCAUGGUCACUGGCGAUAUAUGAGAGGAGGCACUUGAUGAAUUUAUUGAAGAUUUAGCUGUGACAGCAGAUGCUGCUCGGGCUGCAGCUGGCUUUCAUGCUCCCUGACGCAGGUGGCUUUAAGGCGAGAAACAUAUGCAAAUGCAGACGUGAAUGCAUGGCCAGUGAAUUGCAAGUGCGCUACAUAAAGAGUGUUUUUGCAUUACUGUGGCCAUAACAAACCUCAAUACUCAAGGAAACAAUAAAACACCAUGUGCACCUUGAUGUCUCUUUGUGACCCGCGUCAGUGAUUUUAUCACUGAUCCACUGUCUCUGCAUUGGUUGUCGUUGUGCGCAACCCUCAUCCAGAGAGGAGAUCUGGACACCUCCAUGGCAGGGGAGAAGUGCCGUCGCAGUGCCAUGGAUAUCAAGCGGCUGGCGGGCCUUCUGCAGCGUGGAGCUGGGCGAUUGCUGGUCAUUGACAGCCGGACUUUCUCGGAAUACAACGCCUCACAUGUGCACAGCGCCGUCAACGUCUGCUGCUCCAAACUGGUCAAGAGGAGGCUUCAGCAGGACAAGGUUUCAGUUACCGAGCUCUUGCAACCCAACGGAAAGGUCAAGGUGGAGCUGGGCCGCAGGCAGGAGGUGGUGGUGUACGAUCAGAGCACGAAGGACGCCGGUCAGCUUUCUAAAGACGGCUUCGUCCACAUCCUCCUGAGCAAGCUGGAGGGCACCUUCCACAGGGUGUCUCUGCUGACAGGUGGUUUUGCAGCAUUCUCAUCCUGUUUUCCGGGCCUGUGUGAAGGCAAGCCAGUGGCCACUCUGCCUAUGAGCUUGUCUCAGCCAUGUCUGCCUGUGGCAAACGUUGGUCCCACACGAAUCCUGCCCCAUCUCUACCUGGGCUCUCAAAAAGAUGUGCUCAACAAGGAUCUGAUGGCUCAAAAUGGCAUCACAUAUGUGUUAAAUGCGAGCAACACCUGCCCGAAGCCAGAGUUCAUCUCCGAAAGCCAUUUCAUGCGCAUUCCCGUCAAUGACAACUACUGUGAAAAACUCCUACCAUGGCUAGACAAAACCAACGAGUUUAUUGACAAAGCCAAGGUUUCCAACUGUCGAGUCAUUGUCCAUUGUUUAGCUGGCAUCUCCAGGUCUGCUACCAUCGCCAUCGCUUAUAUCAUGAAGACAAUGGGCUUGUCAUCAGAUGACGCGUACAGGUUUGUGAAGGACCGCAGACCUUCAAUAUCACCCAACUUCAACUUCCUGGGGCAGCUGCUGGAGUUCGAGAAAGGUCUGAGGUUGCUUAAGGCUCUGUCCUCGGGGCAAGAGAAGUUGGAGCAGUUGAAGGAAUUGACACAACCUAGAGGAGAAUCUUCUAGUGAUCCUGAAAAGGCUCAUCUGGGGGCUGAGAAGGACAGCACAGAUUUGGACACCAAGCUACCUUCUCCAACCUCCCUCCAGCAGGGCUUUAAUGGCUUGAAUCUGUCGGCAGAGCGUAUCCUAGACACCAACCGGCUCAAACGCUCUUUCUCACUUGACAUCAAAUCGGUCUAUGAGCCCAACUACUGUCCUCGUCUCACACCUACGCAUAACGAGGAUGUUCCGAAACUCUGCAAGCUGGAUAGCCCGGAGGCCGGAGAAGCCAUUGGUGUCUGCCAGUACUCACCUGUUUCCGUCAGCCCUGCUUUAGCUGAAUCUCCAGGCCUCUUUCCUGAGAGCAGCUCCCGACCUCGUUCACGGAGGAAAAGCAAGCACAAUGGUAGCAGUGCUGGAAGUUCUCCCGUGCAUUCGCACAGCCUAAACUAUGGACACUCGCUCCCUGCACACAAAAGUCCCAGUGAUGACAAUCUGAAGCCCUCCCUGCUGCUCAGCUUUCCCACUGUGGGCACGGGGCCUAUGUGGACCAAGCAUAGAGACACCGUUCAGGCCACAACCCCUGUCACGCCAACAGGCGAAGCCCCUUGGUUCUACAGCUCGGAGUCAAUGAACAGUAACGGAGGUGGAGGAGGGGCAGUACACUUUCCUGCACUGGGAUGCAGCAGCCUUCCCGGCCCAUGCGAGGCUGUGCAUCGGCGGGACAAGGUGGGGGAGCCACGGGACUCAAGGGGCAGCUGGCACGAGGAUGCUCUCACUUCCACUGCUGCCGAUAUGCAGUUCAAGCGGCGCAGCUGUCAGAUGGAGUUUGAAGAGGGGAUAUCAGAGACACGUUCAAGAGAGGAACUGGGAAAGAUCAGCAAACAGUCCAGCUUCUCUGGAAGCAUGGAAAUCAUCGAAGUAUCCUGACAUCACCUGCACGGCACACUAGGGACUUUUUCAUACAGACGUACAGGCGCCACUUAUGAGUAAAGGAUGACUAAGAGUGGGCCUGGCAAGGCUGUGGAACAUUCACAUUAGUUAAUAGGAUUGUCGAUAAUGAGCGAUUCUCAGAAAUGGGACUUUUUUUGUUGUUGUUGUUUUCUUUUGGUCUUUUUAAGCCGGUGGAACUGACUUUGAUUCGUCUUUCUACUGUUUUAAAGCCAUAACCAUCCCCAGAUGACAAUGAGCUGAGACUGCAGUUGCAGAAUUCCUCGUUUCCUAGCUCUAGAAACAGCCC
Molecule: messenger RNA, 2585 nt
Organism: Carassius carassius (crucian carp)
Lineage: Eukaryota; Metazoa; Chordata; Actinopteri; Cypriniformes; Cyprinidae
Product: dual specificity protein phosphatase 8-like
Exons: 7
Coding region: 389-2275 (628 amino acids)
Biological process (GO): negative regulation of MAPK cascade; protein dephosphorylation
Cellular component (GO): cytoplasm
Molecular function (GO): MAP kinase tyrosine/serine/threonine phosphatase activity; protein tyrosine/threonine phosphatase activity
Source: RefSeq, a predicted model, not a curated record